Oryza brachyantha (malo sina) is the source of this 1268-nucleotide messenger RNA. RefSeq lists its product as uncharacterized. Gene Ontology annotation, cellular component: tRNA-intron endonuclease complex. Gene Ontology annotation, biological process: tRNA-type intron splice site recognition and cleavage. The record is from RefSeq and is a predicted model, not a curated record. NCBI's taxonomy places the organism in Eukaryota, Viridiplantae, Streptophyta, Magnoliopsida, Poales, Poaceae. Bases 164 to 967 code for a protein of 267 amino acids. The transcript has 4 exons.
UACGAAAAGUUAGCCUUGGGCCGCCGCCGCCGCUCUCGCUCGUGCGCGCCGUCGCCGGCGGCUCGCCGGACAGGGCUCGAGACCUCUACGGCGCCGUCUCUCUUCCUCUAGCUUUUUUGUUUUGCCCCGAAGAAGGUUCCUCCACGACCUGUUGCCGACCCUGAUGGCGCCGCCCACGCGCGUAGAACGGAGGCGGAGGAGUAGCCGCGCCCCCGCGGUGGCCGCGGCGGAGGAUGACGGCGAGGAGCACCAUCUCAAUCCCUUCCUGGAUGCUGCCUCGUCGUCUUCUUCGAGAGUCCAGUUCAGGAAGGUGGCGUCACGCGCGGUGUGGGUGGAGGAUGCCGGCGCGGCGGAGGUGGUGGACAGCAAGGGAAAGCUCUGGCUGACCACCGGUGUCAGCCGGGACGGCAAGCUGUACUACAAUGUCGAGGAGAUUGGGUUCCUGGCAGAAAGAGGGGCAUUGGUUCUCCUCGAUGAUGAGGGUGAAACAAUUGGAAUGGAAGAAAUCUAUGGAAAGAUUGCUGGAGGAAAGUAUGGUUGCUCCUGGGAUGGCUUCCAAGCUUACAAGCACUUGAAGUUGCUCGGUUAUAUUAUUGGACGAUAUGGCGUACCCUGGACAGUUAAGCGUAGCCAUUCCAAUUUCUCCAUCAGUUUGGCUGAUACCGAUCAGAGCUUAAAUGCAGCUGGUGGUGCCUGCAAUGACAUAAGUAAAUUGCUCAAGGAGAUGUCCAUGGAUGAUCUACAUCCAUCCUUUGAAGUGUAUCUACCAAAUAGCAAAUUUAAGAAGUCCUCCCCAGGAGACCCUAGUUUCCUGUUAUGCCUGUUAAGCAAUAAACCACCAUCAAGGGAAGAAAUGGAAACCGCUGAAAACAAGUUUGAGGGCAUUCCUCUAAAAUUUUGUCAUGUUGAUAAUGGACGGGUCAGCUUUCUCUCCUUCAACAAAGCUGGUCUCCCUAGUUUGCCCUGAUGAGAAAGAAGCAGUAUCUGCUACUGUUAGGCUUGUCGCUGAUCUUGUAACGUAUAUCUCUCGGUCGCUCAGCAUAUGGUCUGAGGGUGAAAAAAAUGAUCCAACAGCUCUUUCCCGUUCUUCUCGCUCUUCCCUGGUGGAGAAUCGCACCAGCUCCCAAUAUGAAUAUGUGUGAGACGGAGAGCAUGUUUCAUUUUUUGUCUAGGAUGGGCUCACUUUUUGUUAUUGGGAGUUAGUUUUUAGACAUUUGUUGGAAGAAGUAAUAUAUUCCUUUUUAGAUAUCUGCUGGAGAAAAUAAUAU